Molecule: messenger RNA, 3526 nt
Organism: Falco peregrinus (peregrine falcon)
Lineage: Eukaryota; Metazoa; Chordata; Aves; Falconiformes; Falconidae
Gene: PRKAG2
Product: protein kinase AMP-activated non-catalytic subunit gamma 2
Exons: 17
Coding region: 1033-2799 (588 amino acids)
Source: RefSeq, a predicted model, not a curated record
GCAGCCGCCGGGCCGGGCUGCGCAAAGCCGGCUGGCGCGGGGGUGCUGGUGGCCCGGAGCGCGGCGCGGUGGGAAGGGGCUGCCUGCGGGGGAAAUAACCCUCCCGUAGGGCACCACCGGGAGAAACCCCGGGGGGAGGGAGGUGAGGAGUCAGCCUGUGAGGUCGGGAGGGACAGGAACCGCGCCGCUUUUGUGCGCCUUUGGUAAGGUGAAGGCCAGCCUUUUCGCCCACCCCCGUGCUCCAGCAGCCGGGGGGAUGCGGGCACAGCCCCCGCACCCCCCCCAUCGCCCCCCGAAGGGCUCGGCAUGGCGGCCCGCACACGCGGAGGGGCGCGGGGGAAGGUUGUGUUGUGCUCGCCUUGCACUUCCUGGCGAGCGGCCGGGGCUCCCGGCGGCGCCCGACACCUCCCCCCGCCCCGGCCGGGCUCCCCGCGGGCUGCGCCGGGCACCGCUCCCCGCCGAGCCCCCCGCGGGGCAUCCGCGCUCGCCCCGCCGCCCGGGCCGGCCCGGGCCGGCCCCCCGCCACCCCCGGCCUGCCAGCAGCCUCGCCCCAGCGCCUUCCCCUUUUCGGGAUUUCGUGGCGUUUGGGUGUUUUUUCGUGUUGGAGUUGUUUGGGGUUUUUUUUCAGUUUCGGGGAGAGUGCGGCCGGGCUGGGCGAGGGGAAGGAAACUUUCUCACCCCCCCUCCCCAGGAUGCUCCGGAUAUUUUUGAAAGGGCGGAAGAGUGAGAAAGCGAGCAGCGUUUGUAAGGGCAUCUCAUGCUCUUGAGAAGGUCCUCCCUGACACCUCGCUGCUGGGAUUAAAGACUGGAGCUGGAGAAACUCCUCCCCUUCCCUCUGCUUCUCCACUCCCCACCCCCCCCCACCCCCCCCCACCCCCACCCCCCCAUUUCCCAAGACUAUUAAAAAAAAAAGAAAAGAAAAAAAGAAAAUAAGGAGCCUGGAGUAACUGCGGCCGGUGGGACGGUGGGGAGACGUGGAAGAGGAGCUUCCUUUUCCAGAUCCAUCGCCCAGCACCACGCCUGAGUGAAGGGAUGGGAAGCACUGCCAUGGACAAGAAGAAGGAUGCCUCCAGCAGCAGCAGCAGCAGCAGCAGCUGCAGCAGCAGCAGCAGCAGCAGGAAAACCUCCAGCCAGAAGAAACUUAUGUUGCGAGUGCACAUCCCCGAUCUCAGCUCAUUUGCCAUGCCAUUCUUGGACGGUGAUGUGGAGAGCACAGACAAAAAUGCUUCUCGCAAGGUGGAAGAAAGCUACUCUGCUGGCAGUCCUUCAAAAGGCUUUUUCUCGAAAGGGCUCCAGAACCGACCUUCCAGCCCCGUUUCUGCCCCUGUGAGAUCUAAACAUAGCCCUGGCUCACCCAAAACAGUGUUCCCCUUCCCCUACCAGGAGUCUCCCCCACGCUCCCCACGCCGAAUGAGCUUCAGUGGGAUCUUCAGGUCGUCCUCCAAAGAGUCCUCCCCCAAUUCUAACCCGUCUACCUCUCCUGGGGGCAUCAAGUUUUUCUCCAGAUCAAGAAAAACCUCUGGCCUCUCCUCUUCUCCAUCCACCCCAACACAAGUGACCAAGCAGCCCACGUUUCCUCUUGAAUCCUAUAAGCAUGAGCCCGAGAGACUAGAAACACGGAUUCAUUGUUCUUCACCUCCGGACACAGGGCAGAGAUUUUCUUUGCCUCCAUCUCAAAGUGCAGCCAAGCCUCCUAUCAUGACACCAGCUCCCUGUGCUACCUCAAAACCAGCGGCGGCAGCGGCUCCGGCUCCCUCUCAGCUCCCGGCCGCCUCCGAAGGGAUGCUGGAGAAACUAGAGCUCGAAGAUGAAGCACUUGAAGAAUCGGAAAGUGACAUUUAUGUGCGAUUCAUGAGGUCACACAAGUGUUACGAUAUUGUUCCAACAAGUUCUAAGCUUGUUGUUUUCGACACUACGCUACAAGUCAUUCUUGACUGGGGUGUUGCCAACACGGUGAAAAAAGCCUUUUUUGCUUUGGUGGCAAACGGUGUGAGAGCAGCUCCACUGUGGGAAAGUAAAAAACAGAGUUUUGUAGGAAUGUUAACAAUUACAGAUUUCAUUAACAUACUGCAUAGAUACUACAAGUCUCCAAUGGUUCAGAUUUAUGAAUUGGAGGAGCACAAGAUAGAAACCUGGAGGGAGCUUUAUUUACAAGAGACAUUUAAACCUUUAGUGAACAUCUCCCCAGAUGCAAGCCUUUUUGAUGCUGUAUAUUCAUUGAUCAAAAACAAAAUCCACAGAUUGCCAGUUAUAGAUCCAGUCAGUGGAAAUGCACUUUAUAUACUUACUCAUAAAAGAAUCCUCAAGUUCCUCCAGCUUUUUAUGUCAGAGAUGCCAAAGCCUGCCUUUAUGAAGAAGAAUUUGGAUGAACUUGGGAUAGGAACCUACCACAACAUUGCCUUCAUACAUCCAGACACUCCUAUCAUAAAAGCCUUGAAUAUAUUUGUAGAAAGAAGGAUAUCGGCAUUACCUGUUGUGGAUGAGUCAGGAAAAGUUGUAGAUAUUUAUUCCAAAUUUGAUGUAAUAAAUCUUGCUGCUGAAAAAACAUAUAAUAACCUAGAUAUCACGGUGACGCAAGCGCUACAGCACCGUUCUCAGUAUUUUGAAGGUGUUGUAAAGUGUAGUAUGCUUGAAACACUGGAGACCAUUGUGGAUAGAAUAGUGAAGGCUGAGGUUCAUCGUUUGGUGGUAGUGAAUGAAGCAGAUAGCAUUGUGGGUAUCAUCUCCCUUUCUGACAUUCUACAAGCUUUGGUACUCACACCUGCAGGUGCCAAACAAAAGGAGAAUGAAAGUGAAUGACUGCUGUGAAUGUAUACGCGUUUGUAGGAGAACCUGAACAAAGUUUCUGGGUCAAGUUUGUCUCAAGAACAGAGACUGCAAUAGAACAGAGCAGGAUGGUUGAGAAUGUGUAUUGGGACUUAGUGAUGGAUGAUGAGUCUAUUCCCCCCAGUGAUGUCGCAAAAAAAAAAGCAGCAUGACAAAAAGCUUAUGUUAAAAUGUAGGCUCGUAUUUCAAAACAUCUUCAAAACAUUUGCUGGAAGACUUCACAUGAUGUCCUUCAUUAAAAUGCACUGUAUUCUAAAACUUUUUCAUUUUGUAUUUGACAGAAGUCACUGGUCAGCAAUGGAUAUAUGUGACAUAAGGCAAGUGUAUGGCAUAUUCAUAUCAUAGUGCCUUAUGUCAAAAUACAGCAAUAUGUCAUCACUGUUGCCCAUCACUGUCAAAGGAAGUAUUGUGUUAAAAGAGACACUGUAUUUGAAUGUGAAAGUCUUUAAACCUAAAACCAAAUCAGUUUCAGUUCUCAUUAGAUUUGUCAUAAAAGCUGUAAUUUGAAUAUCGGUAGACUUCUUUAAAACUUCAAUGACAGUUUUGUGUUAAAUGUUGCAUUCUGAACUGAGAUGUAAAACAAGACUGAUUUUAAAAACAGCUUUAUUUAUUUUUACUUUCAUGACAAUUUUUUACACAUCUUUGGUGGAUAGCUAAAAUUUCACCAUAUCCAUUAAUAAACUGUUGAUUGUUAUACAAA